Molecule: messenger RNA, 1345 nt
Organism: Trichoplusia ni (cabbage looper)
Lineage: Eukaryota; Metazoa; Arthropoda; Insecta; Lepidoptera; Noctuidae
Exons: 8
Coding region: 184-1317 (377 amino acids)
Source: RefSeq, a predicted model, not a curated record
AACUUCGCAACUACAAUCGUUAUUAAAACGUUUAAAAAUGCCUGAAAAACGGCCUAUUUGUAACAAAAAAUUUCGAUUUUGAUUAAUUUACCGUUCCAUUUCUCGACAGGACAAUGGAAAACGCUCAGCAAGGACGCCGUCCCCUCCCAGAACCUCCCCAAGUUGAACCCAGACGGCACCGUCAUGGUCAUCCGUAAGAGUCGCACGGUCAAGUACAGGGAGACCAAGAAGGAGGAUGUUAAUGUUGAUAAGACAGACAAAUGGAUCGGUGGAUUGAACCUAGCUAACCACAGCGCGCUGCAGAAUACAGACGCACAUAUGAACUGUGAUGGACAGGACAAUAAUUUAUCAUACCGUUGGCAAUCUCUAAACAGCAUGAACUCCCCACAAAUAUCUAUGAGCGGUGUCAAACCGAAAAAGCAAGAUGCUUUCAUGCAAACCGACCCCGUACAAUCGGAAGAAGACGACUCCCAGCCCAACAACAGCUACAGCGAGGUCUCAGACAAAUAUAGCACAGAUAUCGACUACCCAACACACUUCCAAAAGGAAAACUUCGAUAGCAAGUACGAAGCGAAAGAUUACACGAACAAAGCUGACGACUACAUACCUCAGACUAACGAAGAAUAUAAUAAGGAAGCCGAAAAAUACGCCCUAGAAAGGAAAUCCCUCAACGGCUACGAAAAACAAAUCGAAAACUUUCAAAAACCACUUGAAAGUUACCAAAAAAUCCCUGAUUUAUAUUCUGGCUUCGAAAAACCCUUUCGUUCGGACUACGUUGGCUAUCAGAAUUAUCCGGACAGUGUUGAGUUGUUGAGGAAUCAACAGCAUAACCUACAGAUGCUGCAGGAACAGCAUAGGAUAACGGAGAAUCAGAACUUCUUUAAUGAGAAUCAUAUAAAGCAAGAGGUCGAUGUCAAUAAUGAUGAGGACAAGUUUAGCUACGAGAGAAAUAAGGAGCAAUUGGAUGCUGAGAUGUACAACAGCAGGAGGCUGCUGGAGCAACAGCGCCUGCUGGAACAGAUCCAACAUCAGGUCAAGCAGGAACCAGACUCUGUUAACGGGUGUGAGAAUGUGAUGCAGCCACAGGGCAGCCCUUAUUACCAAUCCAACAAUCAGAAUAAUGUUACAGGCGGCUACUACGAGCAGCUGUCGCGGCCGGGCCCGGAGCUGCUCAUCGCGAAGCAGAACGCUCUCGCCGCGCACACGCAGCUCUGGCAAAACACGAUGAAGCGACCAUUCUUCUACAGUGAGAGCCCGCACUACAACAGCGCACAGUUACUGCACAGAUAUGAGGAUUUUUCAAGAAUCCUCCAGUGAUGAGUGACAUUCCAAAGUUUAAAGAAAA